GUUUGCUCUGCGACGAUGGGGAACCGCAAACGUACUGACAUGCGCACGGCUGCAUGGCUUCGAGUCAUUGCAGCAGCCAUCGCUGUGUUCGCGAUGCUGCAGCAAACACCACCAGCAGUAUCAUCCUCCGCAGGCUCUCCGUCUCCAUUGCAGCGCGUGUGUCACGCCAUAACGACACAUUUGUCAAGCCAAGUCGAGCGUCUUGAUGGCGUUUCCGGUGGCAGCCUCUCCAACUUCCAGUUUGUGACUGACGCGUGUCAGUCAGCAACGACAUUCCCCAUCUUCAGCGACUCCGGCUUCGUGGGUUCGCCUGUGGUGACCACUGACUUCUUGGAAAACGUUGCGGACGAUAACAAUGUUUCGUACGCGACGACCAAGGCUCAGCAGGUGUUCUCUCUCACGUGGGACGCGGCAACAUCCACUGCCCGCGUCAACAUCACGAUCGUGCAGCAGCAGUUCCUCCGUGCCACCGUUCGGGAAGUGCUGGUCCCCGAGGACACGCCCAUGAUCAUCGUGAGUACUCGACUAGCUGUCGUCCGCCCUGGGGCGCCCUUUGCCCCGCUGCACCUCGCGCACCUCAAGUGGCCACUGAGCGAUGCCACAGCCUCGGGGUCAGGCGGCAGCGUCGUCAUCGCGCGAGACCCUGAUCUCCUCGACAACCAGCUGCCGACCGUGUUCAUCCCCACGCCUCAGGACCCGGGCUCGCUGCCGGCAGAGACGCUCAAUAUCGUCCAUUCGCUGCUCGGACAACCGCACCUGCGUGUCUCAUCCAUGGCAGCAAGCGCGGCUGCAUUCCGGGCCACUGCUCGCCGGGUCUGGCAGGCGCUGGACUUGCUGUCGCAGAAGGAGCUCAACACUGUCACGCAGAGAAUCACGCGGCGAACCGUGGCCAACACCCCAACGCAGGGGCCACUUGGUGUUCUGCUGCAGCGGACCCGCGUCUGCGCCGGUGGCACAUGGCAGCCGUUCGGGGCCCAGUACGCAAAGUGCGACGACCACAUCAUGGAAGCGGUCAAGGGGUUUGUCUCCAAGGCUGCAGAUGGGACGCCUUGCGAUGGUGCUUUCGAGGUGAUUGAAGACUCUGUACUGUCACACAUUGCGGUGGACCUCUUUUCCUCCCAAGAUGCCGUCAUUGCCCAGGGCUUUCGCGCACAGACGGUUGCAACAAUCAAAUGCACAAGCGAUGUGAUUCGCCCAGGCAGCAGCGACUCCAUCGUUGCAUCUUUCACAAUGUCCUCCAGCAACCCAACAAACAGUGCCUGGCUACUCGACUACUUCACCGACAUCUCAAAUCGGCUUGUCCCACUGGAAAUGGUGCAGGCGUGGAUGCCCACCGUUGAAGCUCAGGUGAUGGGUCAUCUACUCUACAAACCUGACGCGACAAUGCCUGAAUCAAAAGCACCGACGACAGUACACACAUUCCUGCCAGGAAACGCAAUCACCUCCAUGUUUCCGGUUGGCGUCGCACUGGGCGACCUCGAGCUUGAGUCUUCGCAAGCAGCUGUUGCGCACGUCACGCUAGUUCUGGAGACCCUGAUGACGCAACUUCAGACUGGGGUGCCAGAUGUCAACACGGCUGUGCACGAGGCGCUCAAGGCUGACAAGAUUGCCGACGUCGUUCAAGAUUAUGUUGACCAUGCCGAUCACGCCACAGUGCUUGGAUUUUGGUCAUGGUUUCAGUCGCAGCUAUCGCCUCGCACCCUCCAGCUUCAGCCAUUGCUACCACCAGUGAAUGACGAGAACAACUUGGCUGCGUUUGGAUUGAGCGUGAGGGUGAGCAGAACCCUCGCCAUCAACAGCAUCAGCUCCUCAUCUCUAGCCGGCUUGUUGGCUGAUGCAAAUGCUAUCCUCGACUCGUUUCGGCCCCGUGCAGGCAUCAUAUGUGGGCCGCUCGCAGCCAACUUGAUCAACUGGUCGACCAACCACGUCGAUGAUGCUGAAUUUCAAUUCAGUGCGCAGGCAACGGCCUGGGUCGGCCUCCCAGUGAACGACGACACAAUCACUGUCAAAGCACUGCGAGAACACGUUGCUGGUUUCUUGCGCGUCAGUGGUUCCAGCUCCGAUGACAACGAGCCGCACAAGUUUUCAUUUGUUCAUGACUUGAGCACUGGUGACAUUGGUGGCAGGUUUAUCACUGGAAGCUACAGCGUCUCUGUCGAUCCUGGACCACUAACCGACAUCCAGGCCGCAAAAUUGUCUUGCAGGAGCAUCGCCACGGCCAGCACCAUGCCGGACGCAACCACUAUGGAGCAGGCCGUAGACCUUCUCGCACAGAAGGCCACCGCGGUGGCAACUGCGCCAGUGCAGCUGAGCAACUGGCCACCAGGAGCGCUGCUCCGGCCCAUCUUCGACGCCAUAUCGUCAGCGGUCGCCGGGCAGCAUUUGCAGGAGCACAAAGCUGCGGAGCGUGUGGAGCUGGCUGCGCAGAGCACAUCUAGUCCAGUGCAAGGAGUCACGGUUGUGCCCACGGCUCUUGUGAAAGACGGCAAAAUCCGCCUGACUCUCAGCAUCGAGCAGUUGAACACAGCCAUCAUCCCCGUGGACGGGAGCGCGUGGCGCGGCAUCGUGGGGACAGACCGGUUCGAGACAACGGUUGUUUUGUCCUACAACAUCAUCGUCAGCAUGCACGGCUUCACGGCCGAGGUCCUCAGCUUUGCCGCCACUGGGGCCACGAAUCUGGGCGGGUUUGUCCUUCCGACGCAACUGGGCAUGCAGUUCAACAAACCCGUCACAACGUCGCUCACCCUGAACGCUGACAUGCCCAAGUCUUUCUCGGUCAACUUGCAGUUGGAUGUGGCGAGUGAGUUUGGCCACCCGUUUUCCUUCCAUCUCUCCAGCAGCAACCUUCCAUCCAACGACGACAGUGAUCAACAGCAGCAGCAGCAGCGACAGCAGCAGCAGCAGCAGCAGCGACAGCAGCCAGUGAUGUUUCGCAUCCGCAACAGGCCUGCGUCUCAGCAUGUGUCGCCUGCAUCUGUGCUGGAUACGAUCAAGUCUGGCAUCCUCAACAUGGUGCCACGGGCGCUGUCAAACUCGCUCGCGUUUCUCCUUCCCCCGUAUGAGAAUUGGGCUGGUGAUGUGUCUGAGCUGACGCGAACCAUCGACAUCAUUACCUCGCCAUUGUCCAUCCUGCCCAACCCCAAACCAACUAUUGCCUCCACUUUCUCAUGUCUGGACAAGAUCAAGGCCCAGCCUCCAACGGGCCUCAACGUCACCUUGCACUCGCCUCAGAACGAGCGCGUGUAUGUCCCCCUCAACAACCUCCGCUACUCCAGCCUGACUGCCUUCACAGCCUCCAUCAACAGCAACCUGCAUCAGCGAACGGAAAUGCGCAAGUGGCUCAAGAUCGAGCUCGACCCAGACUCGCUUGUCACGCAAGGCACUGACAACUCGGACUGCGCUGUGUUUCGUGCGGUUCCUGUCACCCCAGGCGCCCUCACCUACGUUGCCAUUGCCUCGACGCCUGACUCUAUCCAGCAGAACUUCACGCUUCGUGGCAAUUUAAACCCUGCACCAAGGCCACUUUUUGCUCACUGGGAUGACCUCUUGUCCGUGAUCCAGGCAGUGCUCAUUCCCGACAGUGACCUGCCCAAGCUGCAACGUCUGCAAGUACCGGCCGCCGAUGUGGGCGUGCCUGCCGACCUCGACCAUGUGUACCCCGGCAUGUUUGACGCCAUUGGAUUUCGGUUCGAUGCCAGCUACGCAUACCAGACCGCUGUAGACUCGCCCGUGAAUGACACCGUGUCUGCGCUCGGUGGCUUGCUGACAGCCUCGCUGGAGGGCGGUCGGGCAUUGGCGCACCUUAACGCAACCAUCUCAGCCGGCCUCUCCUUUGUUUUUGACUGCCCGCCACCAAGAGGCGGCGAGAACAUCACCGUGUACUCCUCAUUCUCCGACGAGGACACGCCAACAACCACAAAAGUGCGGGCCGGUGCGAACACGUUCACCCUUGACAUUCAGGGUCAAAUGAGGACGAUGCGUGCUGGUGAAGAAGGCACCGACGCCCAAGGUCCGAGCAGUGUCCGCAUUGGCCGAAGGCAGUGGACAGUUGCAGUUACGUUGGAGCCUGGAACGGUCGCGCAGGAAGCAGUGCAAUCGGCGCUUGCGCAAAGUCUUCCCGAGUUUCUGCAGCCGUUUGUGCAGGUAUUGCUUGGCAGGCGCACGCGACGCAGCCAGAGGGACCAGAUUGCCAUCCAAGUGAACCGCGCCUUCCUCGACAACGGCACCGUGUGGGUUCCAGAUCUGGUGGCCAUCUCUAGCAGCGAGGUGCCUUGGCUGAAAACAUCGGCCUUUGGCCUGCCGCUGGUGCAAGCAAUGAUGAGCGAUGCCAGGCUUCGUGCAACGGGCGCCCUCAGGGCCAGUGCAGAUAGGGCUGAGGUGGAGGCGGGCAUCCUGGCCGUUGCAUCGGACAAGAUUGAGGGAACCACGGACAUUGACAUUGACAUUGGCCUCCUCAGUCCGCCUGGCUCGCUUAUCCAGCGCACUCCAAGGAGCAAUCGAGACAGGAGCAACCCCACCGUCAUUGGCUGGGACACACAAUCCAACAACACAAGCAACCACAUCCCGUAUGAAGCGGCGCCCGAUCUUGUCGAUGACAGGCACUUCGCGCCACAUCGCCGGAAGCGGCGUAUGGUACAGCCCUUUUCCUCGUUCACGAGCGUGACCAGGGCAAACAGCGCCCUGCGAAACGAGCACAUGUUUUUCACACACUUUGAUGCGAGGGUCUCGCUGAACACGACGUUUGAGCUCUCAAAUAUUACCGUUGGUCUUCGACAGGUCAACGUGCAGACGACGGACGCCGCGCUGGUGCUUCAACUUACCGGUUCGUUCCACCUGAGCACAGACUUCAACGUGACGGACAUGACCAGGCGCUUUGAGUUUGACGUUGACGUGCGCGGCGAGGAGGAUUUUGUACAGGCAAUACGGAAUGUUUUGCUGGUCAACAGGUCCAGCCUGUGCCAGUUUGCACAGCGGCUGUUGGAGCCCGGAGACGGCGUUGGUGCCCAAGCGGCUGGUGUCCGGCCCCUGCCAUUCUUGACAAAGUCAGUCAGCGACUGGCUUGGCCCGUAUCAGCUGGCAGCGGCGCAGGCGGUUGAGGCGCUCUGCGACGGUGGCUUCAACGGCGACCUGCAAGUGCUCUGCACCGUUCUCAACGAAGCGUUUGACCAGGACGUGUGCGUCAACUCUGAACUCAGGAAGCACGAGGUUGUCAUCGAUCUGUACAUUGUGCUUGAGGAGCAGUCCGACUCUGAGCAGUUUAUCUUUGAUGCAAAACUGUUUGAGCCGGUGCAGUCCUUGGAGGAGUUUUCUGUGGGUCAGGCGACAGAGGGCUCACUGGCAGUGCAGACUCUGAUUGCGUCCAACGCAACCCUCGUUAUUGACAUCAGCGCACCAUUUCCCACGCUGUACAUACGGCGUGGCAAUCUGCAGCUCACCCUCGAUGUCAAGGCCAUGGGCAACAUAGAAGUGUAUUUUGGGUCCAUGUCUGUGCCGUUGUCAAGUCUGAACUUGGACAUUGGCACACCAGUGAACCUCACCAUCGCCUAUGGUGAGCACGAAGAUGACCAGCGUAUGAUUCGUGCGAUCCGCAGCAUGGAACCAAAGCCACCACAACCAGCAGCAGCAACAGCGGCAGACGAUGAAGGCCAGCAGGGCGAGGAAGACGACCAAGCAGAAGGCCAGUGCUGGAUAUGGAGCACAGCGUCCAUGCCGGAAGCAGACCCUGUAAAUGAGUUUGAGAGACGAAGGAGGUCCACACAUACGUUUCCUCUGGAUGCAGGGGUGAUGGCACGGCGCCCUCACCCGAGCCAUCAGCUACUGCGCCGUCUGCGACGCACACAAGCGUCUGCAGACGACGCCGGUAGUGAAGCAGGCCACCGAGAGUUUGGCAUUUGUCUCAAGGGACACGCAUUCCUGAAUGCAAAGGUCGAUAUCAAGAUUCCAGCCCUGACCAGGUUCCUACUUCAGCCAGGCCCGGACACCUUUGCCUUCAAGGCUGAUGGUUGCCCACGCGGGCUGUGGCCGACCAUUAGUGGCAUCCUCAAGGCAGUGUUUGGGUUUCAGAACGCACUAGCAGACUUCGGGGGCAUAUCGCUUGCCCUCCGUUUGGCGUGGGAGCAGUUUUUGGACUUUGUGUUCUCACUUGGAGGUCUCUUGGAUGGCCUGAAGCUUCCUGUGCUCGGAGACUGGUGGAAAGACAUCCUGCGCAUCAACUUGGGCGAGUUGUUCGACUUUACCUUUCUCAGAAAAAUGUGGGACUUCAUUGAGAUUGGCCUCAGGGAUCUCAAGUUCAGUGGCAUUAGCUUCAGCUUUGCUGAGUUUGAGUUUGAGGUGCUCAAGCUCUUCACAGACGCGCUUUCGUUCCUGCUGGGGCCGUGGGCCAUUGAGUUUCCAGAUAUCCCGUCCAUCACUCUCAAAGAGAAGCGCUGGCCCCUCAACCUCAAGCGAAGCUUCACAGCAAAGCCGGAUGAGAUUGGUUUUGACUUUGGUGACCAUGGGGUGCUCAGCGCCGACUUUGAGUGCACACAGAAGGUCAAAUUCACGUGGCACAUCCAAGUUGACCUCGUGUUUUCGGGCGGAAUCCGAUUUGAGUUUCUGCACAACCCAGCGGUCCACGUGACGGUGCAGAUGGACACGAAAGACUGCUCCCUCUCAGGCGCGUUCCUCCUUGGCGGUUUUGACAUGAUGGCCACUGCGUUCGUUCGCCUUGGGCUCACGGUGAUCCCACCUGCGCGUACAGAGGACAAGAUGUGGGACUUUGAAGCGGCUAUCGAAGCAAGGUUUCGUGGCGACAUGGUUGCGGGCUUUGCGGGGGUGUUUGCAGACCUGCUCGACAAGAGCAACGACGAAGCAAUUCGAGCACUGCCGAACGUGCGAGCGGACUUGGACUGCGCCUUCGAGUGCGGUAGCAAGGGUUGCAGCAAGGGCCCGACGUGUCAACUGACCAGCCCUAGACUUUGUGUCGGAAGCCUGCUUCGAACAACGCUGCACCGCGCCCUGAGCUGGGUCGACAACAAGUUCUUCAAAACCGUCAUUGAGGUUGUCGAGUUCCUCCAACAGGAGGUGGACCUGUCGCCCGUUCUCGACGAAAUGCCUCUCGUGGAUGUGCUGUACGUGAUUGUGCAGAACCUGUGCACGGACAACUGCGAUUUUUCCGAGGUGUAUGAGAUGAUUGCCCAGGUAACUUACGUGGUGGACCUCAUUUCCACACUUCGGGACAUCGAGGACCUGCUUGAGGAUGGUUCGUGCAAUGCCAUCACCCAGGAGCUUCCCGAUAUGCUGCUUGACUUCCGGGACGACAUCCUUGAGCCCAAGGUGAUGGGACCCCCGCCCGUGAAGCAGCUCAACUUCAAGAGCGGCGACCGCUUGCCCCGGGCCAAGCAGGAGGUCGUGCGGAAGGUCUGGUCUGACAUGACAACGCAGGGCUCUUUUGGUGUCAGGCUUUCGUUUCUCGACAACCCCGUGCUGAACGUGGUCAAGAUGUUACUUGGCCAGGUCGUCGAUCUCGUGGAGUUUACCUUCCCGCGACUGGUGAUUGGCAUUGGCGUUUCCUGGACCAUCCCCAUCUGGUCUGUCCCGUUGGUUGAGAUUGAGCCCACGUUCUCGUUUGAGAUCCAGGCGCAGCCGCCACCGCUCAUCAUCACAACGGAAACGGCAGUCACACUGCUUCAGACCGGCGACAUUGGGUCCACCUUGGGCACGGUUGCGAUUCGAACGGUUGACCGCGCAACCCACAAGCCAAUUAACUUCCUUGUUGCGCGGGGUUCCAUCGGCGCCUACGUCCGCGUGUCAAUUGGCGUGUACUUUGCAUAUGUUCAAGGGUCCUUCUACUUGGGGCUCACACUGGAGGCGGCGGUGGCCAUUCCCGACAUUUACCACACCGGGCGCAUCACCAUCGGUGACAUGUAUCAGUUGGUCAAGUACAACGACGGUAACGUCUUCAAGUCACUGGAUCGCCGUUACACGCUGUUUUUGGACGCGGGAUUCAGUCUUCGAGCCUGCAUUAACCUGCUGUUUUACCGCAAGUGCUGGACCAUUGUCGCGUGGUCUCAUUCGUUCACGCUCUGGGAACGGCUUGACAGGGCGCGCGUGUUUCCCAUCCCAACCAGCGGUACGGGAAACAUCAACAUUGGAUCGUCGUUCUCACAGCCAUAUCGCCGUCGGUCCGUGGUCAGGCGGUGCGCGGGCGCUUGCGUGUCCAUGGCGCAGUUCACGCUCUCGCAGGCCAGGGACACGGUCACAGUGGCGGUGAAGACGCCCGAUGACGGUGUGAACGAGGCGCCGCGCACAGGGUCGCUUCCCGCCGACGGUAGCUGCAUCCGGUUCACAGGCAGCUCACACAAUAGCGCGCUCAAGGUCCGAGUGGUGGGUGUGUUCAGGUGCGUCCAUGUCCCGGCGCUACCUGGCUCCCACAUUGAGAUUUCACAGCAGUCGUAUGGCGUGUCUUCCAGCCAAGCUGCGCACGGAGCUUCAACCACACACAUCUCAGACUCAACGACGCACACCCUGGUUCGCAGGCGCCGUCAAGCAUUGGCCGACACGGUGUUUCCGCGAUCUGUGAAUGCGACAAGGCGAGCGCCCGUGCAAGUGUUUCGGAUCACUCGCAGCGCAGUCCUGCCCUUGUUUGCAGCCGGGAUCGUUUUUAGUGACGAGGGCAUGGACCUGCCAAACCGGCGCCGCAGUGUGCGCAUGGCCGGGGGCAGACGGGAGAGUGCAGUGCUGAGCUGCACGUCCUUGCAGCUCACCGACCCACUUCCCCAGGCUCAUUUCAUCGUGACGGGGACGCCAUGCCAAACGGAAGCCCUGGUCUCUGGCACCCAGACUGUGGGCUUGUACGGGCAUCCAGGGCAGAUCAAUCUGCGGGUCAUUGGACAAACCAAGCGGUUCAUCAUGAAUCUCAAGGCAUCGCGAAUUGUGCUGUCGAGCCAGUACGUUAUGGCGGACGGGUAUGAGACCCCUUUCACGAAACCGCCUGCGGAGUUGAUGGUGAAAGGUCAGGCGUCGAAUGACGGGUCUGUGGAAGUUUUGGAUGUGCCACAAGGCAUGUCCAUGACGUUUCAGGGCAGUCGAGGCAUCCUGGAUGUCUUUGUCCCGGACAUUCAGCGUGUGAAUGGACUGCUCGUGAUUCGCGGUGCAGCCACAGGCUCCGUGAACCGGCUUCGGAUUGCGGCCCGCGCCCGGCGUGGGGAGACCCCCUACAUAACGGUGACUUCUGGCCUCUUCAGCCAGAACACAAGCACAGGUUUGCGCCAAGUGGAGCACGCGAACAUUAACGACAAGACCUUGGACCUGCAUGUUGAAGACGGCGCGACGGCGGAGACUUCGCUUUUGUCCUCAGAACGGUUUGCGUUUGCGGCUGUGCGUUCGGUAGCAGAGCUUGGGGCAACAGCAACGCAUCGCGUCACGGGCUGCCAGGACCCAACAUCUGCACAUCGGUACACACUGGAAGGACCGGGCAAUCAGCAGCUCAUCAUCGGCUCUGGCGAUCUGGAAAGGUUCAAUUGCUACAUUGAUGUGCAAGGAGUUCAGGACUCACCAUCUACGGACCAGAACUACACAAUCAUAGUGGACGCCGGGUAUGACACACGGGACUUGUCGUGGUCAUUCUUCAAUGGCGGACUUCGGGUUGCGUCCAGGGAAUCCCUGGCAAGCCAGCAGCUGCACAUUGCCAUGCAGAACAUCGACCACGUGUACGUCCGCUUUGGAAACAAGAGCAACGCGGUUCUGUUCACCGAAGCUGACAACACGGCCGACUAUGUGCUCAACUUUGAGAGCUCUGGUCCAGUGAAUCGAAACACGAUCAGCUUUGCCACCCUCUCACGUGGCGUGCUCGUGCUUGGCACGGUGUCUUUGCGCAUCGAGAAGCAGGGCUCUUUAGACCAUGCACCGUUCUCACGCAUUCAGGCGUCGAUUGUAAGCCUGCGAGACAGGUCACACGAGUCGCUGGAGGGGCGUGUGGUUGUGACGGCUGGAGUUGACGCGGCAAGCCAGCACAUUGUGCUGCACACGGACCGCUGUAUCUCUCCGGCUGCUGUUGGAGGCGAGGCUGGCACGCCCGCCGAAAUCAAUGCUGGCCUGACAGAGUGGGUGCUCAUGCAUGCUGUGGCACGCGGCUUUGACCCUGGCUUUGACAUGAGCCACUGUCAUGUGUACCAAGGAGGCCGAGCUCGGGUCGACGUGACGCUGACUCGUGGCGAGGACAGCUUGUACGUGCACCGGUUUGGCCUGCCCGUGCAGGCUGAGCUGCUGGAUGGUGAGGACACGUUUGUUUAUGCCAACGCCAACAGCAGCACUUCCUUCGACGUCAACACCGGGCGUGGGAACGACCAUGUGAUGGUUGAGUGUGAGUUCGCGUCAUCUCGGCUGGACUUUGGGUCCAAUGACGACUUGGAUUCUUUUUGGCUGUUUGCGAAUGGGGUGACACCGGAGCUACUGUCCUCGGCGGAGGUGCGACCAGUGAGGAGUGAGGAUGCGACAUCGGCGCUUUCGUUUGUGCACCAGAAUGGCGCGGUGCUCCACUUUUAUCCGUGGGGACGAGAAGACAGCGGUCAGCGGAAGACCCGAUCGCUGGCAACGCACAGAGCAGCACGCAGCACUCUGGCAGCCUCCUCAGUGGGUUCUGCAAUGGCAUGGUUUCCCGGAAACAACACGGUGAUCCGGGUCUCGUUUCCAGACGAGAACCGCGUCGUGUUCAUCGAGCCACAGAGCCGCUGCUCGUAUGUGGUGGAGAACCUUGGGGCCGGAUCUAUACUGCGUGUCGGUGAGCAACCCAACGCACAGCGGAGAUUCUCCCGUGAUUCUUCGCAGAAGGCCGCCACACGGGAGGGCCGAUCUAGCGGCGUAUUCACAGACGACAGCCAAGGGACGCCGAAAGACUGGCAAGUCAUUUCCGCACUUCAGGACCUGAGUGCGCCCGCAACCAUUCAGGUCAUAGGACAAGAGAAGAGCAACCUCACAGUGUGCAUGAUUGUGCCACGACAACGCGACCUGCGAAACGUGCGCACACUUCGCUUCGAUGAGCUUGACUCGGGAGCAGCGCGUCUGUCGCUGGGGUCGAACGCGAUGCAGGUGGUCAACGCGAGGCACGUUGCGUUGCUUGCUGAAGGCAAUGCCCGCUUCGAGCUGCAGUCCUCCAUCUCGGGCGUGGACCUUGUUGUUGCGGCCAGGGAGCCCUCGAACCUUAUAGCUCAGCCUGACACGGUACUGCAGAAUCCAAUUCAGCUGUACAACGUGACGGCUAGCCUGCCAACGGCGGCGCUUCUGGGCGCAGGUCGUGUGAUUGUCAGUGGUGAUGAAACUGGGUUGGUCACCGCCCUGCCCAGCAACAACGUCACUGUGGAAGGGGGCUGCCUCUUGGUGUUGCACCCCGCUGAUGGGCAGCCACUCGUGCCUUCCCCGCUUUCACCUUGGGCUCUCGCAUGGGCACAGAUGCUUCUGCCUCCCUCCACGUUUGAGCGCAUUGCGGAUGACCCAUGCUUUGGCUUGUUUCCCGACUCAAAUCAUCAUCUCCCCAUCAGCAAUGUCGAGUCUACCCGCAUCACGGACGUGCGAAGGCACUUCACGACCAUGGCAUUCUCGCCGGCGGCUACGGUUGAACUACGUGACACGACUCCACUGUCACACGUUCUGCUGCACGAAGACCACGUCAGUAUUGACAAUGGCGCGUACACGGUGCAAUUUGGGAGUGAGCCGUCACGCUCGGCAGCCCAGCGGCAAGUGCGGCUCAUGAGCCCAGUGCUCCGAAAUGAGAGUGCUGUUGUUCAACUGCCCGCAGGUGCAGAUUGUUCUCGCUCGCCGCAGACGCUCUUUGAAACAUUGUAUGACAGCGAACACGACUUGUUGCACAGGCAUCACAUUGGGUUGCGAACGGCCACAGGGGGUAUGUUGUCAAGUUCUCUCACGUUCCCAAGCUCCACACAGCGCCUUGAGCUUGACCUGUCGCUGCUGUCGAUGUCAGGCUGCCUGUCGAGCGCAAACGUGUCGCUUUCUGGGCCGUUCCUGACUGAAACGAGCGGAGCAGCGCGUGUAAGCGACACGGCACGCAGCAAGGUGUCGACAGAGAGUCAAUCAGUUCAACGCCCUUCUGCAAGAAGUACCAAAGAACAAACAACUACCGUGCCUGCCGUGCCUGCCGCUGCUGCAGGCUCAUCCACGCUGCAAGGCGCAUUGUUGGUCACUGUUGGGGCUGACCGUGUGCGGUUUGAUAACUCCACAACCAACCACAACUUCACCGUGAACCUGGGACCAGCACAUGACAUGCUCCAGUUGGGAGUUGUUAUUGAACAAGGUGCGGUACAGGUGGACUUUAUGUCCGCGCCUGUGGCUCAGUGGACCGAGCCUUUGCAGCUGCGGGUGUCAGAUACUGCGCAGGCGGAGCUGAUGUUGCCACUGAACGCGACCCUACGUCUGUCGCAGCAGGAGGUAUGCUGGCACAAAAACAUGUCGUUCGUGUCGCAUGGCGAGGCGGUUGGCACUGGCUGGACAGACGGAGCGCUGGUGAACCUUGCUAAGGACUGCAGCCGGCUUGCGCUGGAGAGGUUGAGUUUGCUGGAUCACAUGAGCUGCGUGUCCCCCAGCGACAGCGAUAGCAAGAUCACAGCCAUGGUUCGCCUCUCCACAGCCCACAAGCUGUACUGUAGCAUCGAGGGCGACAUGGUGCGCGUGGGCGUUGGUUGCCAAGUGAGCACCGCGAGCUCACACAGUAGCGCGCAGGCUUGGAAUACCACCUGGACUGUCUUGUUUUGGGUGGUGUUGGCUUCGCACAUGGUGUUUGUGUGCCGAUUUGCGCUCACUUUCCUAAGGAACGUGGCCGACGGGGUGGUGAACGCUGAAUUAGGAGAUAACACGCUGUCCCACCGUAGCGCACUUGCCAGCGGUACGUCUGUGUUGUACUUUGGCCUCAUCUUUGCGGGAUGCCUUCUGCCGAUUGUUGAGGAGGGGAGCUCUGAGCAGACACGCGGGUUUGUUCUCGGGGUGGCUGAGGCUGUUCGCUCUGCAGGCGGCAUUGCAGACUCGUACGUGGGAAACGAGCGUGCAAGCACAGCAAAUGACAUGGCCAACGCUGGAGUGGGCCUGGUGGGAGGAGGGUUUGUCUUGGCUGCUGUUUUGCAGCUGAGGGCUGUGACACAACUGAGGUACCGUGUUGUGGCGGUUGCCUGCGUCAGUGAGCUGCUGUGCGCUGUGUUCCUGCCAUGGGCUGUGCUGAACAGCGCAGGCAACACAGUUGGCGUUUCCUGCGUGCUUGCCAGGCCUGCGUCAAAUGUCACAAGCAGCGGCAUGCUCGGCGGCGCUGAAGUUCUGCUCCUGUUGUAUCAUAUCAGCAUCAUGGGGGGAAUCGUACUCUGCAUGCGCUCUUCAACGCAACGUGGCUGCUGGGGACUGAUGUUGACAACGGCUAUGGCCUACGCGCUUGGUGUGAGCGCCUUGGCUGUCAUGCCCGGCCCCACCAGCAUGGUCGUGUUGUAUUUCUGGUGGAUGGGGCUGACUGCAGUAGCUGUCAUGGUUGUCUGCGCUUUGCUGUGGCCGUUUCAAGAUUUUAGACAGAACGGCGCAGACGGGUAUGUGUGGGACGACGAAGAGCCCACUGGGGACCACGACAAUGGUAACCAAAGGCACCAUCAACACAACAACAUGCCAAAUCAGGGCCCGGUUGUGGAACACGCGGACGUGGAGGACGAUGAUGACCAUGAAGAGGAGGACACACAGGUUGAGAACGUGUUUGUUGAACCAGAUCAGCAGCUGAGCCAACGCAGAAGCGGAACUGAGUUGCAACUAUUCAGACAUGAGACAGAAGGAACCCCCCAAACAGGUAGUAGUCGUCACGACAGCAGUGGCCACGCUGCUGGUGACAGCAGAACCUCCUCCAACUCGAAUCCUGUGAGCCCAGCUGGUGACCAGACAAGCAACGCAAGCUCCGACGACCAGCCAAGCGACGCAAUCUCCGAACACCAGCCAAGUGACACACUCCGAAGACACCAGAAACUCCCCCUCGAUUCCACUCCAACCAACACUGAUGUCUGA
Molecule: messenger RNA, 14019 nt
Organism: Salpingoeca rosetta
Lineage: Eukaryota; Choanoflagellata; Craspedida; Salpingoecidae
Exons: 3
Coding region: 16-14019 (4667 amino acids)
Source: RefSeq, a predicted model, not a curated record